Messenger RNA from Dalotia coriaria, 1773 nucleotides. RefSeq names its product RIO kinase 1 (gene RIOK1). The coding region runs from base 125 to 1705 and encodes 526 amino acids. Gene Ontology annotation, molecular function: protein serine/threonine kinase activity; ATP binding. Gene Ontology annotation, cellular component: cytosol; preribosome, small subunit precursor. The transcript is spliced from 3 exons. The record is from RefSeq and is a predicted model, not a curated record. NCBI's taxonomy places the organism in Eukaryota, Metazoa, Arthropoda, Insecta, Coleoptera, Staphylinidae. Gene Ontology annotation, biological process: maturation of SSU-rRNA.
ACAUGUGCUAACCUCCCAGUUUUGUAUAAAACCCGAGCGAAACAUUCAACAUAUUUCACAACUGUGUUGCAUUCCUCAUAUAAAACAACAUAAACUAUUAAAUCAGUACAUAUAACUACCCAAAAUGGGUACUCUAACUGAAAGUGAAUUGUACUGUGAUGUGGAAGACAAAUUAUCCACAAUAAACAUCUCUCAACAAACUGAAAACACCACAACUUCAAAAGAAUCCAUUAAACUUCAAGAAAAUGAACAAUUUGAAGAAUAUUAUGAAGAUGACUUCGAUGACGAUGUCGACGAUGAAGAUGAAGACUACUUCUACCCUGAAGAAACCAAUGUCAAGAAUCAAAUGCAUUCAAACACUCAAACUACCUCCAACAAAAUCUCCAGUUACCAACCAAGUGAGAAACUCUUCACUAAAUAUUCACAUAAGAUAAAUAUAGAUAAAUACAGCUUGCCAACUAAAGCUGCUAGUACCUUGGAACAAACUGAGAGAAAGAUAGAUAAUGAAAGAAUGAGAUUAAAAGAUAAACAGGAUAGAGCAACAGCAGAACAAGUUAUGGAUCCAAGAACAAGGAUGAUUUUGUUUAAACUAUUGAAUAGAAACAUGAUCACUGAGAUCAAUGGGUGCAUAUCAACUGGCAAGGAAGCAAAUGUUUAUCAUGCAGUGGAUAAAGAAGAUAAACAAUUUGCUAUUAAGAUUUUUAAAACUUCUAUUUUGGUGUUUAAAGACAGAGAUAAAUAUGUAAGUGGAGAGUUUAGAUUCAGACAUGGUUACUGCAGGCACAAUCCAAGGAAGAUGGUGAAAACUUGGGCAGAAAAGGAAAUGAGGAAUCUGGUUAGGAUGCAUAAUAACAAACUAAAUGUUCCUGAACCUAUUUUGUUGAGAUCACAUGUACUGGUGAUGUCAUUCAUAGGUAAAGAUGGAUGGCCAGCUCCCAAAUUAAAAGACGUCGAGUUGUCUGAGUCCCGCGCUAGGCAAAUCUACCGUGACAUUGUAAUAAUAAUGUGGAAAAUGUACAAUAAAUGUAAACUCGUGCACGCCGAUUUGAGCGAGUUCAAUUUACUGUACAUGGACGGCGAAAUCUUUGUAAUUGAUGUCAGUCAAGCCGUGGAACAUGAUCAUCCGCAUGCAUUGGAGUUUUUGAGGAAAGAUUGCACGAAUAUUACCGAUUAUUUCCGUAAAGCGGGAGUUGCGUGCAUGACACUGAAGGAACUUUUCGAUUUUAUAACAAAUCCGACCAUUACCGAUGACAAUAUGGAAGAAUGCUUGGAGAAUUUGGCGGAGACUGCUGCGAAUAGGCCAGCUAUAAGUGCUGAACAACAAGUAGAAGAGGAAGUUUUUAAGAAUGCAUACAUCCCGAAACGUUUAACUGAAGUUAUUGACUUUGAGAGGGAUAUUACACAAGCAAAGGCUGGUGAUAAUGACUUGGUUUAUAAAACAUUAAUUGGACUCAAAGGGGAUUUGAGUGGAACAAUUGAUAAACCUGAAAUAUUGGAAAACGACGACAGUGAAGACGACGAUGAAGAAGAAGAUGAUGACGAAAGUGUUGGAAGUAAAUUUGUAGAUGCUUCGAGACCCAAAGGUGAAAAUGCCGAUGAGAAGAAGGCGAGGAAAAAGGCCAUAAAGGAUGCACAAGCUGAGAAGAGAAAAACGAAGAUCAAGAAACAUAUUAAAAAGCGAAAAGAGAAAGUUACUAAAAAAUGAUUCAGCAUAAUGUAAUAAAUAAUAAUAAUAAUUGUGUUUUUGAUUAAAUGAUUGAUGAUAUUUAAAAA